AGAGAGAGAGAGAGAGAGAGAGUGUCUUCGGCGACCUAAUCAGGCAGCAGCACUUAACAGUUUCUAUCAUUUUCUUCUCCUUUUAGUCUUCUUCGCCAUGAGUCGGGCAAUGGAGGAAGAUGCACCAGUAAAGACUGAAGAAGAGGAAUUUAGCACUGGGCCGCUUUCUGUUCUGAUGAUGAGUGUAAAAAACAAUACACAGGUGCUCAUCAAUUGCAGGAAUAACAAAAAGCUCCUAGGCAGGGUGAGAGCUUUCGACCGCCAUUGCAACAUGGUGCUAGAAAAUGUUAGAGAGAUGUGGACAGAGGUCCCGAAGACAGGGAAAGGGAAGAAAAAGGCUCAACCAGUGAACAAAGAUCGUUUCAUUAGCAAGAUGUUCCUCCGAGGGGAUUCCGUGAUAAUUGUUCUUAGAAACCCUAAAUAAAAGGUUGGAUCAGCAGAAGUUAUAUGUGUGGAUUGGAAGGUUUUGAACUUAUUCCAGUCUUUGUGUCUCCAUCUAUGUAUUCGAAACUUUUUGCAUAACAUCUUUGUUUCAGCACUUUAGGAAGACAAACCAAACUGUCUAUUUGAAUCUUUGAAUUCUUCGGUUAUGAUUUCAUUGUAAUUUUUAUAGUUUGGGAAUAUUCUUCCAAAACCUUAGAUUUAAAAUUGGAGUUCAUUUCUA
Impatiens glandulifera is the source of this 664-nucleotide messenger RNA. RefSeq names its product small nuclear ribonucleoprotein Sm D2-like. Bases 98 to 424 code for a protein of 108 amino acids. Gene Ontology annotation, cellular component: U4/U6 x U5 tri-snRNP complex; U1 snRNP; U2 snRNP. NCBI's taxonomy places the organism in Eukaryota, Viridiplantae, Streptophyta, Magnoliopsida, Ericales, Balsaminaceae. The record is from RefSeq and is a predicted model, not a curated record. Gene Ontology annotation, molecular function: RNA binding. The transcript is spliced from 7 exons. Gene Ontology annotation, biological process: spliceosomal snRNP assembly; RNA splicing.